Molecule: messenger RNA, 2555 nt
Organism: Batrachochytrium dendrobatidis JAM81
Lineage: Eukaryota; Fungi; Chytridiomycota; Chytridiomycetes; Rhizophydiales
Exons: 10
Coding region: 134-2521 (795 amino acids)
Biological process (GO): ubiquitin-dependent protein catabolic process; protein ubiquitination; DNA damage response
Cellular component (GO): Cul4-RING E3 ubiquitin ligase complex
Molecular function (GO): ubiquitin protein ligase binding
Source: RefSeq, a predicted model, not a curated record
GCAAUACUAAAAAGAAUCCAUCCGAUUGUUUCCGUGCAAGAUAAUCAGUUUGAAACCACAUUCAUCUAUUGUGUGAUAGCAGUCUAGUAGUGUGGAACCAACAAGUGCAUUCAACUAUCAGCCUUGCCUUUCAAUGCUUCCAACUGCUGGCCCUCAGCGGCAGCAUCCACAACAAACCUCUCAACAGCAAGGUACAAAUCUACCCAAACCUGACACUCGGCAUUCUUCAAAUAAGCGUCCAAAGUUGGAAACACCGUUCACCAUGUUGAACGCAAACAACGAUGCUGAUCAAAAGCAGUCUCAAAGGCUGGGUGGAAAAACCGCAAAAAAGCUUGUUAUUAAAAGUUUUAAAGUAAAACCCAAACUUCCAGAGAAUUUUGAAGCAGAUACCUGGGAGAAACUACGACUAGCUGUUCAAGCCAUUCACGCACGCCAACCAGUGCAGGAUAGUCUGGAAGAACUUUACAAGGCUUGUGAAAAUCUGUGCCAUCACAAUCGACAGAGUAAUUUAUAUCAAAAGCUGUACUCUGUAUGCAAAGAUCAUGUGCUCGUUGAAUUGGAUGCACUAAAAAGCAAUAUUCACACGAGUGGAUGCAAUAUCCUUGUAGCGGUAAACGAAUGCUGGCUUAGAUAUUGCCAGCAAAUGAUGUUGAUUCGCAGUAUUUUCUUAUAUCUGGACCGCACGUACGUGUUGCAAACUGCCUCGUUGAAAUCUAUCUGGAGUAUGAGCAUGGACCUGUUUCGUAGCUAUGUUUUAGACGACAAGGAAAUUCAAGAGCGUGUUGUGAGAGAACUAAUUCAAGAGAUUAAUUGUGAAAGACGUGAACAGCAAAUAUCCCGUCCAUUGAUGCGUUCUCUUAUACGGAUGAUGACAGAUUUGAGUGUGUAUAUUCGAGUUUUCGAAACAACUUUUCUUGAAAACACCCGCCAGUUUUACCGAGUAUUUAGUAAAACAAUUGUGGAUAGUAUUGAUGGUAACCUGGCUUUGGGAGAGGGUGCAAAUCGUGUUUCCAGCUAUUUGAUUCAAGUCUCAAAUCGACUAGAGCAAGAGACACAGCGAUGCUCGCCUGGUGAGGGGUAUAUUGAUCCGCUCACUCGCAAGAAACUUGUCCUCACUCUUGAAGACGAAUUGCUUCGCCAGCACGCCACGCUACUUUUAGAUGUUGGAUUUGACCAACUUGUUGCUGCACAGAGGAUUGACGAUCUUGCUCUUUUUUACAAACUUUUGGAGCGUAUUGGCAUGCUGGAAGAACUGAAACGAAGAAUGUCACAAUACAUUCAAGCUACCGGAAUCUUUAUUGUCAAGGAUCCAACUCGUGACAAGACUAUGGUGCAAGAACUUCUCGAAUUUAAAAUGCGUUUGGAUGAUAUUCUUAAAAACGCGUUUCAGUCUACUGAGAGCUUUGACCAUGCGAUCAAGGAGUCAUUUGAAAAGUUUAUCAAUCAGCGACAAAACAAGCCAGCAGAGAUGAUUGCCAAGUACAUUGAUGAGCUAUUGAAGCACGUCAAGGGAAUGACAGAUCUAGAGGUAGACAGACGACUCGAUCAAUGUCUGGCAAUUUUCAGACUAGUCCAGGGCAAAGACGUGUUUGAGGCCUUUUACAGCAAAGAUUUAGCCAAGCGCCUUUUACUUGAGAAAAGCACCAGUGUCGAUGCUGAAAAGAGCAUGCUGUUUAAACUCAAGGCCGAGUGUGGUCCAGGCUUUACUUCCAAGCUGGAGGGUAUGUUUAAGGAUAUGGAGCUUUCACGGGAUAUUAAGCGCAAAUUCGAAGAUACUGCUGGAUUCUAUAACCGUAUUGGACGGAUUGAUCUCAAUGUGUAUGUUUUAACUUCAGGAUUGUGGCCAACAUACACACCUGUGGAUCUGAAUCUUCCAAAUGAGAUGACGGUUUGUCAGGAAGUGUUUAAAGAGUACUAUAUGAGUAAACAUAAUGGCAGACGAUUAGUAUGGCACAAUUCUCUUGGAUCAUGCAUCUUGCGAGCCCAAUUUGAAAAGCCCAAAGAACUCCAGCUAUCCCUUUUCCAAGCGGUGAUUAUGCUGUGCUUCAACAACUCCAAAACCCUUUCUUUUAAUGCACUCCACACUCUUACCAAUCUUGACGAAAAGGAGCUUUCUCGCACUUUGCAAUCACUAUCUGUUGGCAAAUCCCGCGUUCUUCUCAAGGAAAGCAAGGGUAAAGACGUUGAACUUGAUGACACGUUUGAAGUUAAUGAGCAUUUCACACAUCCACAGUAUCGUAUAAAAAUUGGAUCAAUCAGUGUUCGUGAAAGUGUAGACGAGAUGGUUGAGACAAAUGAAAAGGUAUUCCAAGACCGUGUGUUUCAGGUUGAUGCGGCAAUAGUCAGGAUUAUGAAGACGGAAAAACGGUGUGCUCAUGCAACGUUGGUGUCGAAACUUUUCCAAAUUGUCAAAUUUCCUAUUGCUGCUGAAGAUCUGAAAAAGCGUAUCGAGUCUCUCAUUGAACGCGAAUAUCUUGAUCGAGAUUCAAACGAUAAGAGUUUAUAUAUAUAUCUUGCAUAAAGCAAUUUAAAUGAAAUUUUGCUGUUAUCCAUUG